Molecule: messenger RNA, 375 nt
Organism: Pteropus alecto (black flying fox)
Lineage: Eukaryota; Metazoa; Chordata; Mammalia; Chiroptera; Pteropodidae
Gene: RPS28
Product: ribosomal protein S28
Exons: 4
Coding region: 75-284 (69 amino acids)
Biological process (GO): translation; ribosomal small subunit assembly; maturation of SSU-rRNA
Cellular component (GO): ribosome; cytosolic small ribosomal subunit
Molecular function (GO): structural constituent of ribosome
Source: RefSeq, a predicted model, not a curated record
GGCUAGGUCGUUGUAUAAAGGUUCUCCCCGGAGCACGUGAUUCCUCUCCGCGGGACCGCUGCCUUACCGCCAUUAUGGAUACCAGCCGUGUGCAACCUAUCAAGCUAGCCAGGGUCACCAAGGUGCUGGGCAGGACCGGCUCCCAGGGACAGUGCACGCAGGUGCGCGUGGAAUUCAUGGACGACACAAGCCGCUCCAUCAUCCGCAACGUGAAAGGCCCUGUGCGCGAGGGUGAUGUCCUCACCCUAUUGGAGUCAGAGCGAGAGGCUCGGAGGCUGCGCUGACUUUGUGUCUGGGUCCUGGAUGUCUGGGUGGACCACUUGGCUCAUGGGAAUGACCUUCGACUGUUAAUAAAGCAUUUAUAUUGUAGGUAAA